Messenger RNA from Uranotaenia lowii, 442 nucleotides. RefSeq names its product histone H3. The transcript has a single exon. Gene Ontology annotation, cellular component: nucleosome. The record is from RefSeq and is a predicted model, not a curated record. Gene Ontology annotation, molecular function: structural constituent of chromatin; DNA binding; protein heterodimerization activity. Bases 32 to 442 code for a protein of 136 amino acids. Lineage: Eukaryota; Metazoa; Arthropoda; Insecta; Diptera; Culicidae.
UCGUGAUCGUUGCUGAAAUCAUUCAUUCAUCAUGGCCCGUACCAAGCAGACCGCUCGUAAGUCCACCGGAGGAAAAGCUCCUCGCAAGCAGCUGGCGACCAAGGCUGCCCGUAAGAGCGCUCCAGCUACCGGAGGAGUUAAGAAGCCUCAUCGUUAUCGGCCAGGAACUGUUGCCCUGCGUGAGAUCCGUCGUUACCAGAAGUCGACUGAGCUGCUGAUCCGCAAGCUGCCUUUCCAGCGUCUGGUUCGUGAGAUCGCCCAGGACUUCAAGACUGAUCUGCGUUUCCAGAGCUCGGCUGUCAUGGCCCUGCAGGAAGCCAGCGAAGCUUAUCUGGUCGGAUUGUUCGAGGACACCAAUCUGUGCGCCAUUCACGCAAAGCGUGUCACCAUCAUGCCCAAGGACAUCCAGCUGGCUCGCCGUAUUCGUGGAGAACGUGCUUAA